AUGAUGCCAGGUUUAGCGCAGAGGAAUGACCAAUACUCUUUUGGCUUCUGGUCAAAGGAAAUCGAUGGAGUCAGCUACAAUCAGCUGCACAAGUUCUGGAGUGAGCUGUCGCCGAAAGCUAGGCAGGAACUUCUCAAGGUUGACAAACAGACUCUGUUUGAGCAAGCUCGGAAGAACAUGUAUUGUUCUAGAUGCAACGGCCUGCUUCUUGAAGGUUUCUUGCAGAUUGUUAUGCAUGGGAAGUCCUUGCAUCCGGAGAGAUCAAUAGGGAACAGCAAAUCGGGUGGCUCGAAAUACCAAAAAGACUGUAACUCAGUUGUCAGUAACGGAUGUGGGGAUGAGAUGCAAGAUCCGUCUGUUCAUCCUUGGGGAGGUCUCACCGCGACGCGUGAUGGAUCACUCACACUUCUUGAUUGCUAUUUGUACGCAAAGUCUCUCAAAGGACUACAGAAUGUGUUUGACAGCGCCCCUGCUCGAGAAAGGGAACGUGAGUUGCUUUAUCCCGACGCUUGUGGUGGUGGAGGACGGGGGUGGAUAAGUCAAGGAAUGGCUAGUUAUGGUAGAGGGCAUGGAACAAGAGAAACGUGUGCGCUACAUACUGCGAGGCUUUCUUGUGAUACAUUGGUGGAUUUCUGGUCCGCACUCAGCGAGGAAACUCGACAAUCCCUUUUGAGGAUGAAAGAAGAAGAUUUUAUGGAGAGACUGAGGUACAGGAAAUGUUACAACUCAAGUUAUCACAUUCUGAAUUACAAGAUGUUUGAGGAUGUUCCUACUAAAUUCGACAGCAAGAGGUUUUGUAGAGACUGCAGACGAAAUGUUAUUCGUGAGUUUAAAGAGCUUAAGGAACUGAAGCGAAUGCGGAGAGAACCCCGAUGUACCACCUGGUUUUGUGUUGCCGAUACAGCCUUCCAAUAUGAGGUAACCAUUGAUUCGGUGCAAGCAGAUUGGCGGGAAACUUUUUCUGAGAACGCUGGAAUGUACCAUCAUUUUGAGUGGGGGAUUGGAACCGGAGAAGGAAAAUGUGAUAUCCUAAAAUUUGAAAAUGUUGGCAUGAAUGGGAGAGUUCAAGUCAAUGGCCUCGACCUUCGUGGUUUAAAUUCAUGCUACAUUACCCUUAGAGCUUAUAAAUUAGAUGGCCGCUGGUCUGAGGUAUCCGUCAAAGCCCACGCAUUAAAAGGUCAACACUGUGUGCACGGCAGGCUAGUUGUUGGGGAUGGUUUUGUUUCAAUCAAGACAGGGGAAAGCAUCAGAAGGUUUUUCGAGCAUGCUGAAGAGGCUGAGGAAGAAGAGGAUGAAGACAUGAUGGACAAAGAUGGGAAUGAGCUUGAUGGGGAAUGCUCCCGUCCGCAAAAGCAUGCAAAAAGUCCAGAACUUGCUCGAGAGUUUCUUCUAGAUGCUGCAACCGUUAUAUUUAAGGAACAGGUUGAAAAAGCAUUCAGAGAGGGAACUGCUCGUCAAAAUGCACACAGCAUCUUUGUGUGUCUUACUUUGAAACUAUUAGAGCAACGUGUACAUGUUGCUUGCAAGGAUAUUAUUACCUUGGAGAAACAGGGGAAACUUCUCGAGGAAGAAGAGAAGGAAAAGCGUGAAGAAGAGGAGCGGAAGGAGAAGAAAAGGACCAAAGAGAGGGAGAAAAAACUCCGCAGAAAGGAGAGAUUGAAGGAAAAAGAAAGAGGCAAGGAGAAGAAAAAUCCUCAAGACAUGCUGCUAAAUUCAUCAAGGGAAGAAGAAGAUCUUCCAAACCUUGAUGACGCGAUGAACAAUACCAUAAACUGUGAAGAGUCAGAAAUUGAAACUGGGGAUGCAGAUUUGUCUCCACCUGGUUCUCCUGAUGUUCAAGAAGGACAGUGUUUGGAUAGUUGCCCUUCUCCAGGAACGGAAAACCACUACUGUGAUAGAGAGGUUAUAGAUGUUGAAGAUGAGAACGAGUACUUUACAAAUGAUCAUCAAAAACCUGUUCACCAGAAUGCAAGAUACUGGAAAGAAAUGCAAUCUGAUAAUGCUUUGAGGUGGUCAGAUAAACGCAGAUAUUCAGAGAAUACUUCUUUUGUCAGUAGGUCAGAGGGAAGAUACCGUAAUGUUAAAUUAGAAGUGUCUUCAAGGAGCUUCAAUGGGUCAAACAGACAGUUAAGAGUGAAAGCUUCAAAGUCCCAUGAGAAGCCUCAAUGUUCCGAAAACAGGAUGAGUGAGAGGUUUGACUUUAACUCUUGCAGUUGCAGGCCGAGUAGUGAAUACCGACCAAUAGUAGAUGCUAGCAUCCCCGCAACCAGAAGCAUGCGAGAACCCAAGACGUUGUCCAAUUCGGACUCUGCUCCUGAUGCCUCCAAGCCAGUGUUCCGAGGCAACAGGUAUACUCAACCAGACUAUACUCGUGAGUUACGACUUAAAAGCAAGGUGGGAGUUGGUCCAAAUCCUCCAAAAAAAGUUUGGGAGCCCAUGGAGCCAAAGAAGUAUCCACGAAGCAACUCUGACUCUGAAGUAACAGUUAGAUGUUCCACAUUUAAGGCUGAAGAGUUAGAAGACACUAGUAUUGCUGAGAAUUCAUCUCAAUGCAAGGCUACAGAGACGUUGGAUAAUCCCAAGCUUAAAGACAAUAACGGCGUGGAGUCCGGGCAAACAAAGGAUGGGUGGCAUUUGAAAGAUCCUAUGAUGAGCAGUACAUCGAGUUCAGACAAUUGCUCGUCAUGCCUGAGCGAGGGAGAUAGCAAUACGGUUUCUUCAAACAACGGGAACACUGAAUCCUCCUCAACAUCCGAUUCUGAAGACGCCAGUCAGCAAUCCGAAGGAAGAGAGAAUAUAGGUGUUGCUACACAGAACAAUAUCAUCCUCUUAACAGAUGCUACUGGGAAGAGUCAAAUCCCGGAAACUCCGAUGGCGGUAACUGGGAAUAAUAACACGGAUAGCAACAUUAACAAUAACAUGGGACAUGGUGUAGUAAAUGUGCAACCACAAGGAGGCAUGUAUCCGCAAAUGCUAAACCAGAAUCUACAGUUUCCUGUUUUCCAGGCUGCUUCACCAAUGACCUACUUCCAUCAAGCACCACCGGUCUCCUGGGCUGCGACUCCAGCCAACGGCUUAAUUCAGUUCCCACACCAUAGCCCGUAUCUAUACGCAGGUCCCCUCGGAUAUAGUAUGAACGGAGACUCACCGCUUUGCUUGCAGUAUGGUAAUCCGCUGAAUCAUGCGGCAGCGCCCUUCUUCAAUCCCGGGCCAGUUCCAGUUUUCCAUCAGUUCUCCAAAACCAACACCGAGGACCAUGCUCAGGCUCUUGAGCCGGCACAGGAACUAAACGGUUUGGCUCCACCGGAAACACAGAGCGUGAGUGAAGACGGCUUCUCCUUGUUCCAUUUCAGCGGACCGGUGGGUCUUUCAAACGGAAGUAAAUCGAAGCCUGCACAUUGCAAAGAUGGGGUUUUGCGCGGACUUGUUGGAAAUGGCGAUACGAAAGCGAAAGAGAGCACAGAGGUGGAAGAGUAUAACUUAUUUGCAACGAGCAAUGGCCUCAGGUUUUCGUUAUUCUAA
Thlaspi arvense is the source of this 3522-nucleotide messenger RNA. Lineage: Eukaryota; Viridiplantae; Streptophyta; Magnoliopsida; Brassicales; Brassicaceae. The record is from the annotation of a GenBank genome assembly.